This is a messenger RNA of Canariomyces notabilis, 1911 nucleotides long. RefSeq lists its product as uncharacterized. The transcript has 3 exons. Lineage: Eukaryota; Fungi; Ascomycota; Sordariomycetes; Sordariales; Chaetomiaceae. The record is from RefSeq and is a predicted model, not a curated record. Bases 1 to 1911 code for a protein of 636 amino acids.
AUGUUUAUCAAUUUGUCCCGGCCCCAGGCCGACAUGGUCUUCCCAGGAGACAAUGUCCUCACCUCUGCCGCAGCAACCGCAGUUUGUGCCCCUUGGGUUUUUAACUUGGACCAACUCGACAACGCCGCAGAGAUCCUGCACCACCAGCAGCGCCUCCUCGACAUGUCUUUCAACUCGGCCGCUUUGACACGUGGUUCAGCCCAGCAGCCGGGUUCCAAACGGCGUCGGGAACAGCAGCAGCAGGGUCUGGUAUCGGCGUAUAGCAGCGGGUACUACCCCGUAGAGCCGCACCUCGGUGGGAAAGGUGACUUGUUUACGACCGGGCCAGGGCAGUCAACGACCGGCCAUCGCACCGUAACGCCACUUCCCCCUAACCAACUUUAUGUCUCCCCCUACGCAGCGCCCGUGGACGGGGGCAUGAUCUGCCAUCCGUCCAGUGCAAGCAUGGUUGCUGAGCCGGAUCUCCUGGACACAUCAUUGUUCUGGCAGGUACCGACACAUGCAGCCGGGCAGCAUUCAGCCCUUUCCUCGUUUGCAUCACUGGUGGCAGAUAGCCCGCAUCAGGACCAUCACACUGCCUCGAGUCUGGACUAUAACCUAGGCGUCAUCUCACAAACCGUCUUUGAGUCCGACACAGCAUCCCACUCGCACGGUUUGCCGUCGGACGCCAUGCUCGAGGGCGAUACGACCGGAAGCCAUUCUUCAGCGGCGACCGCGUCGGACAUGCUCGAGGCCAUGGUGAUCAACGACGGGCCGCACCAUCCCCAGUCCUGGAAUGUCUCGCUCUCCUCCGUGUCUGGGAGUCACCAGCAGCCUGGAUACCGCGGGGGUGGUCUCUGCGUUGGCACCACGGCGGGACAGCACGAGAUUUCCACUGGCUCAUGGAUGCCUGUCGAGGGACAGACGGUAUCUCCCAAGAUGCUGCGCAUCCGGCCCACCCCGACACCAACCUCGUCUUCGGACUCGAUCCGCACGAGCUUUUUGGGAAACAACACCAACACUGGAGAGGAUGACCAGGCUGCCUAUCGCAUGAGGCACGGAGGAGGGGGUUCGGCUUGCCCGAUGCCGCCCAAGAGCAGGAAGCAGCUGCCAGACCGGGGACAUGGACAUGGACAACCAGCACAAACACUUGCGCAGUUCGGCCAAGGCGGUUCCAAGUCUCCGAUGCCUUCCUUGAAGAAACUGAGCAAGGUCAAGCCAAAAUACAGCAACAACAAAGCCAUGCCGUCCUCUCCCAUUAGUCCCAGCACCACUGUCUCCACAACCGCCACCCACCCGUUGACCACAGCAGCGUCGUCGCAGAUCUCCGGCAGCGGCCCCGUGAGUGUGACAACAACAACACGGUCACGGUCCAGUGCGGGAGGAGAGGACCUGUGCGACCGCAGCGCCAAGGACGAGUUCCUGGUCAAGCACAAGCAGCUGGGGCUGACCUACAAGGAAAUCCGGCGCAUGGGCGGGUUCACCGAGGCCGAGUCGACGCUGCGCGGGCGAUACCGGACGCUGACCAAGUCGCGCGAGGCAAGGGUCAGGAAGCCCGAGUGGUCUGAGAAGGACCUCCGCCUCCUAGAAAAAGGCGUCCGCCGCCUCGCCCAAGGCUGGCCCGGUCCAUCCGGCGAUUUCACUUCGGCCAAGGUGCCCUGGAAGAAGGUGGCCGAGUACAUCGUCGCGCACGGCGGGAGCUACCAUUUCGGCAACUCGACGUGCCGCAAGCGGUGGGACGAGCUGGUGCGCGAGCAGACGGCGCUGGGCAAGGACCUGCGCCAGCCGUUCUUUGCGCAGAAUUACCGUGACGGCGACGACGAGGAAGAGUUAAAGUUGGGGGGGGGGGGCACAGGCACUGGAUCGGGGUACUUUCCCGGUGCGGCGGCGUUUGGGGGGUAUGGACAUGGACAACAGGGACAGGGGAUGUAA